Colletotrichum lupini is the source of this 3087-nucleotide messenger RNA. RefSeq names its product SNF2 family domain-containing protein. Gene Ontology annotation, molecular function: ATP binding; ATP-dependent chromatin remodeler activity. Bases 1 to 3087 code for a protein of 1028 amino acids. The record is from RefSeq and is a predicted model, not a curated record. Lineage: Eukaryota; Fungi; Ascomycota; Sordariomycetes; Glomerellales; Glomerellaceae. The transcript has 12 exons.
AUGUCGCUAAAGAGACUUCUCAACGAAGAAGAUGAAGAUCUCCACUAUCCCGACCCGUCGUCCGUCUCCUCGUACGGCUCCAUUACGCCAACCUACCAGGGCGGCGUUCAAGAUUACUCGUACCCCGGAUAUCAUCCACGCCAUACUCCCUUCCAAAGCUCGGACAGCACCCUUCAGGGCGGCCAAGAUGGUUUUCCCGUCAUCGAGGAUCACCCUCCCAUCGAAGACGUGCAGAUAUAUGACCUUUUUCUUGACCAAGGCGUCGAUGGUCAACUAGGAAGUCUCAACAUCAGCAACGAACCCGAGCUCGCAUCCUUCGACUUUGGCGACCUAGAAACAUGGGGACGUUUAACUGCUGCACAGGCGCCCGACUUAGGAACAUUCUUUGACCGUGACACAGUCGCCCUCACUUUCCCCGAUUCCAGCAUCACUGGUUCGGACUCGUGUUCAUCGACGGCGGGCGAGGAUGAUGCCGACAAGGUCUGCUACGGCAUGCUCUACAAUGUAGACAUCAAAUUGAUAGGUGACAUGGGCGUCAUCGACACCAAGUUGCGCGAGUCUUGCCGAGCCUCCGCCCCUGGCAGGAUAGCUUUCCAGCGCUUCACCCUCUGCGAUUCACAAGAACACAUCUGCCUCUCUUUCAAGGACGACAACACAGAAUUCGGCUACCUCCGCUCUGGGCCCGGCAAGGCCCUCGCCCGACUGCUAACCCCAGACUCCCGUGUCGAAUUCGAGCCCAUCGCCCCGACCAAUGCGCUCCGCGAGACCAUCGGCCGCGCCAAGAAGCCCGUCGAGGCCAUGGUGAAAGUCGACAUCAACGUCUACGGCCCGCGUGCUAUGGCAAAGGUCGUUGGGGACAAGCUGACCGAGGGGAAGCUCUGGUUGCAAAAAUCGGAUCAUGCGCGCCGGGAGCUCUGCUAUGAGAACCCACACGUCCUCAAGAUUCAAGGCAGUGAGAUGAUGCCCGAGAAUUUCAUCAAAGAUGUCAAUAGUGGGCAAUCAACUGGGCGACAACGGCGGGAACAGAAGCUGGAGCGGAUGAUGAUUGAAGUGUACGACUCGAUCGAAAACAAGCGGGAGUUUAAUCCCACCACCAUCCCUUGGCACCAACAGGAGGCGCUCGCGUUCAUGCUAGAGCGGGAAUCUGGUGACAUUAACGAAGGCUACAGACUCUGGCGUCGGGUGACGGUAGAAGGACAAGAAUGGUAUCGUCAUAAGAUCACCAACGUGAAACAAAAGCUUCAGCCGGAUGAGAAGGGCGGCGGUAUUCUCGCCGACGAGAUGGGCAUGGGCAAAUCUCUGUCUAUUCUCUCGCUCAUCGUCAAGACCCUCGACGACGCCCGUAACUGGGCCGUCGAGGAAGAGAAGAACAGCGAGAAGAGCAAGGACCUGCGUUACUCAGGAUCGACCCUCGUGGUCGUAUCGUCUGCUCUUCUCAUCUACAACUGGACAAAUGAGAUUAAAAAGCACGUGGACGGAAGCCUGACACACAUCAAGUACCACGGCCCAAAUCGAGAAAAGGACCUUGACAUAAUCAAAGGCUCCGACAUCGUCGUGACAACCUACAAUACUUUGUCUGCAGAGUUCGAGAAGAAGUCGUCCAUCUUGCACAAGAUUGGCUGUCGAAUCCAUACUCCCUCCAACCUUCAAUUCCUCAAAAGUGUCGAUGAACUGACCGACUAUAACACAGCACAUAUCAUCCGCCGCCCGGCAACGACAUUCUACCAAGCCUGCCGAUCGCUCCACGCAAACUCACGAUGGUGCCUCACAGGCACGCCUAUCCAGAACAAGCUCGCCGACAUUGGCGCCCUCUUCGCAUUCAUCCGCGCAACGCCCUUUGACAACCCAGCCACAUUCCGCCGCUACAUCGAGGUGCCCUUUGAGCAACACUCAGAAAACCGAGAAAAGGUCAAGGAGCGCCUCAUCGCCCUCAUGGAAUCACUGUGCCUGCGCCGAACCAAAGAAGUGCUCGACCUUCCUCCCCUCGAGGAACGCGUCGUCCCACUCGAGUUCAGCCCCGAGGAGCGCGACCAGUACGACAAGACCAAGAAGAUCCUCAUGCGCACCAUCAAGCAAAAGGUAGGCGAGGUCGAAAAGAGCAGCAAGUUCGGCCUCUUCCAGGCCAACCUCCAGAUGCGUAUCCUCUGCAACCACGGCACCUUCCAGAAGCCCUUUUCCUGGCACCGGCGGAGCUACCGCCUCGAUCUCGACGAGCGCGAGGCCGCCGUCUCGGCGUUGGGGCAGAACGCAGAGUUGACGUGCAACGGAUGUCACCAGCCCAUGCCCAUCCUUGGCUUCAACAGGCUGCGCAACGCGUCCGAGAAGCAGUGCCCGCACGUGUUUUGCUCAGAGUGUCUCGACGACUCGGAUCUGUCGUCGUCGGCGAACCCAGUCUCUGCCUCUCGGGAGCGGCAUUGCCCCGUGUGCGAUAACUGGAAAAAGUCGGCCAAGAUUUCUUCUACUGGUCUCGGUACGAUUCCGCAAGUGAGAGUAGAUGGGCCUGCAUUGGAUGCCAGGGGUCUUCCUGACGCUUCCGCACAAACGACGUCAGGCGCGGAUGAUGCGGAUUACUUUAACACGGUGGGAUACUCCACCAAGAUGGGGGCCUUGAUCCGUGACGUCCAAGUCGACGUCUCGACAACCAAGAGCAUCAUCUUCUCUUGCUGGACAAGAACGCUCCGCCUUGUCGCGAAACACCUCGAAAAGGUCGGUGUCAAGUACCACAGAAUCGACGGCGACUGUCCCUUGUCACAGAGACAGGAAAUUCUCGGACAGUUUGCAGAGGACGAGGAGAAGCGGGUUCUCAUCAUGACAACCGGCACCGGUGCCUUUGGUCUCAACCUUACUUGCGCCAACCGCGUCUUCAUCGUCGAACUCCAAUGGAACCCUAGUGUCGAAAACCAAGCUAUCGCCCGCGCGAUCCGCUUCGGCCAGGGUAAAACAGUGCUCGUCACGAGAUACGUGAUCAAGAACACGGUAGAAGAGGAAAUGAGAUCGCAACAGAACGUCAAAAAGAAACUGGCGGCCAUUGGCUUCGACGAAUCCGCUGCUGCCGAUGUUGAUGAAAUGGAUAUUGAUCAGUCGUAA